AUGUUGUGGGGUUUCUCUCUCCAGCCGUUAGUGGAUGACACUGAGGAUGUGUCUCUUGACUUUGGGAAUGAAGAGGAACUGGCGUUAAGGAAAGCAAAAAUCAGGCAUCCCCUGGCUACCUUUUUUCACCUGUUUUUCCGAGUGAGCGCUAUUGUUACCUACUUGCUCUGUGACUGGUUCAGCAAAAGUUUUGUUGCCUGUUUUGUCAUUAUUCUUCUCCUUCUGUCCUUUGACUUUUGGUCGGUUAAGAAUGUAACUGGAAGACUCUUAGUUGGCUUACGUUGGUGGAACCAGAUUGAUGAAGAUGGAAAAAGCCACUGGGUUUUUGAAGCAAAAAAGGUAUCUACAAGCAUAGCUGCCUCAACUGAAGUUGAAGCUCGAAUCUUUUGGCUUGGACUGAUUAUCUGUCCAGUUAUUUGGACAGUGUUCUUUUUUAGCACUUUGUUUUCCUUGAAGUUGAAAUGGCUGGCUCUUGUCAUAGCUGGAAUCUCCCUUCAAGCUGCUAACUUAUAUGGAUACAUCCACUGUAAAUUAGGAGGGAAAAAAAGCAUCAGCAAAGUAACUUCAAGGUUUUUGUCACAGCAGAUGUUUCAGAGGGAGAGACAAGAAGAAAUUCAGGGUAUGGAUGUCCUGAAGGAUAUGGAAAUACAUAACCACUAGACACUGAUCACUAAAGAGGAGACAAUCCUAAAUUUAAAAGUGACUGCACUCUAAAUAUGGAACUGUACUAAUCAAAGAAAAAAAAUGUCAAAGUGAUCUUAUCCAGUGAAACUCAGCAUGGAAAUGCACACUACAAUUAAUCCUCAAAUGAAGGAGGCUUGAAAGUACCAAUAUUUAAAAAAAGAGACUCAGGUAAAUGUUCCAGUGAAAAUAUGUAUUUAAUGUAUAAGAGUUUCUGAAUAAAUUCUAUAUGUGAA
Messenger RNA from Dermochelys coriacea (leatherback sea turtle), 917 nucleotides. It is a transcript of the gene TVP23A, whose product is annotated as trans-golgi network vesicle protein 23 homolog A. The transcript has 7 exons. Gene Ontology annotation, biological process: protein secretion; vesicle-mediated transport. The record is from RefSeq and is a predicted model, not a curated record. Gene Ontology annotation, cellular component: Golgi membrane. NCBI's taxonomy places the organism in Eukaryota, Metazoa, Chordata, Testudines, Dermochelyidae. The coding region runs from base 1 to 660 and encodes 219 amino acids.